Messenger RNA from Rhinopithecus roxellana (golden snub-nosed monkey), 1252 nucleotides. RefSeq names its product armadillo repeat containing 10 (gene ARMC10). Lineage: Eukaryota; Metazoa; Chordata; Mammalia; Primates; Cercopithecidae. The record is from RefSeq and is a predicted model, not a curated record. Gene Ontology annotation, cellular component: mitochondrion. The transcript has 6 exons. Bases 128 to 1054 code for a protein of 308 amino acids. Gene Ontology annotation, biological process: negative regulation of intrinsic apoptotic signaling pathway by p53 class mediator.
UUUCUCCACCUCCAGGUCGCGCGCGGUUUGUUGUGUCGGCUGGGGCCGCGUGAGCUGGAGACCUCCGCGCUGGCCCCCAGGAGCCUCCUGCCCUGGCUCAUUGCUGCGGCUCUGCCGCGGCGGCAGAAUGGGUGGCCCCCGAGGCGCGGGCUGGGUGGCGGCGGGCCUGCUCCUCGGCGCGGGCGCCUGCUACUGCAUUUACAGACUGACCCGGGGUCGGCGGCGGGGCGACCGCGAGCUCGGGAUGCGCCCUUCCAAGUCUGCAGAAGACUUAACUGAUGGUUCAUAUGAUGAUGUUCUAAAUGCUGCACAACUUCAGAAACUCCUUUACCUCCUGGAGUCGACUGAGGAUCCUGUAAUUAUUGAAAGAGCUUUGAUUACUUUGGGUAACAAUGCAGCCUUUUCAGUUAACCAAGCUAUUAUUCGUGAAUUGGGUGGUAUUCCAAUUGUUGGAAACAAAAUCAACCAUUCCAACCAGAGUAUUAAAGAGAAAGCUUUAAAUGCACUAAAUAACCUGAGUGUGAAUGUUGAAAAUCAAAUCAAGAUAAAGAUAUACAUCAAUCAAGUCUGUGAGGAUGUCUUCUCUGGUCCUCUGAACUCUGCUGUGCAGCUGGCCGGACUGAGAUUGUUGACAAACAUGACUGUUACCAAUGACCACCAGCACAUGCUUCACAGUUACAUUACAGACCUGUUCCAGGUGUUACUUACUGGAAAUGGAAACACGAAGGUGCAAGUUUUGAAACUGCUUUUGAAUUUGUCUGAAAAUCCAGCCAUGACAGAAGGACUUCUUCGUGCCCAAGUGGAUUCGUCAUUCCUUUCCCUUUAUGACAGCCACGUAGCAAAGGAGAUUCUUCUUCGAGUACUUACACUAUUUCAGAAUAUAAAUAACUGCCUCAAAAUAGAAGGCCGUUUAGCUGUGCAGCCUACUUUCACUGAAGGUUCACUGUUUUUCCUGUUACAUGGAGAAGAAUGUACCCAGAAAAUAAAAGCUUUAGUUGACCACCAUGAUGCAGAGGUGAAGGAAAAGGUUUUAACAAUAAUACCCAAAAUCUGAUUGGUCAUAUUUUUCCAAAGAGUAAUGCAGUCUGGAUGUAAACGUAUUUUCUAUCUUCCUCGUAAGGGGAUUCUUCCAGCUGCUGCAUUUAAACAGUAAAUAUCACAUUUCGUCAUUAACACAGCUAUAACUUGCCAUGCUUCUAGAUUUAUUUUGGACUGUUUUGAUACCAAGUGAGUAUAAGAGCUUGUACUGAAA